Gambusia affinis (western mosquitofish) is the source of this 1825-nucleotide messenger RNA. RefSeq names its product zinc metalloproteinase nas-7. NCBI's taxonomy places the organism in Eukaryota, Metazoa, Chordata, Actinopteri, Cyprinodontiformes, Poeciliidae. Gene Ontology annotation, biological process: proteolysis. The record is from RefSeq and is a predicted model, not a curated record. The coding region runs from base 59 to 817 and encodes 252 amino acids. Gene Ontology annotation, molecular function: zinc ion binding; metalloendopeptidase activity. The transcript is spliced from 9 exons.
AUUUCACUUCAUGUGAAGACAGUGAGAGUAGUGCUGCAAGCUCGACUGGGACACAGACAUGCUGCUUCAGCUUUUAGUGGCUCUAACUUUAGCUGCCUAUGUGAAAAACGCGUCUCUGUGUAACAAAAAGGUAGCGCAAUAUGUGGGCCAGGACCCAGAGACAUUACAAGAGCUUCUAUCUCGUGCCCUGCCAGUGGUGGAGGGAGACAUAAUUUUAUCGAAACAGAGGAAUACAAAUGGUAAACCUUGGCCAACUACAGACUUGGCAUAUGAGAUCAGUCCACUCAUAGAAUUCAUGACGGAGAAUAUCCUGGCUGGCAUGAACAUGGUGUCUGAGCACACCUGUAUAACUUUCCACAAGAGAAACUCUGAUCCAAACUACGUGUUGUUCCGUCCUGGAAAAGGCUGUGCUUCAAACAUCGGCUUUCGAGAAGGCAGGCAGUUUGUGUAUCUUUCGCCAUUAUGCUCAGUGGGCAGCAUUGCUCAUGAGAUCCUUCACACUCUUGGCUUUUCGCAUGAACACACCAGGUCGGACCGGGCUGACUAUAUUGAAGUUAUCGUGAAAAACAUGAUCGAAGGUGUGGAGAGCAACUUCAGAAUAAUUCGUGGGAAAACUUUUGGUAUUCCGUACGACUACGCUUCCAUACUGCACUAUGGACGGACUUUCUUUUCAAUAAACGGAGAACCCACCAUCAUCCCAAAGAGAGACGCAAGGAACAUGGGACAGAGGCGUAGACUGACGGAGUCAGACAUACAGAAAGUCAAUCAUCUCUAUAAAUGUGAUUCCCUCAAAUCAAAUACUACAGCGGAAGGCUGAAUUCCUCUCUUUCCACCAUCGCCUCCUGGAAGCACAUGGAAACCAUCAGAGGGGUGUUGGAAAUAUGAAUUUAAACAUGGUAGUUGUAAUGAUGUUUAAACUUUAGUGCAUGUUGAAAUAUUACAUUGAUCAUGAUUGUUUUGAGUAGGCCUCAAUUUAGCUUAGAUUUAGACUCAUAGUUUAAUCAAUAUAUAACUUAAUCAGCAGAAAAAUAUUUUCUUAAAUGAGCACGAUUUGAUUAAAAUGAAUCUAAUCAGUAGUUUUUUUUAUAUUAGACCAUAGUCUUAAGAAGUAUAUGUCAUUCAUCUGAAAAUGUUUUAGUUCAUUAUCAAGCAAAGGAGUUGAACACUAAUCAGAAAAUAUUGAAUGUAACAGAUAUUUUGGUAUUGAAACUGCUCAUGUCCGUUUUAUGAGUUUGAAGAUAUUAUAUGAAACUGGUUAAUAUUUAUAAUCAAAAUCUGCUGUUUGAUGCACUGUGUCAGAGGAGAGGUCAGGAGAGCUCUGUGUGGUUCAGGAACCAGUUUGAAGGGAUGAAAAACACGGACAGCUGAUAAACAUUUGGUCUCGCUUCCUUGAGUAAAAUGUUUCUGUAUGAAAUAAACACAUCUAUUGUUAGUGCCCUGGGAAGGUACUCAGGGAGGACAGCUUAGACAGUGGACAGAUUUAUCCCUUGGCCUUGGUAAUGUAUGGUCUCUGGCGUGCAAACAGCAACACGUCAUUACGGGCUGUUUGAGACCACCUCUGAACUACGUUAGAACGCAUCAGACAGUAGAAACAUGCAUUCAUAUGAAAGUAAUUGAGCUAAAACAGCUGGUCAGAUCAGUGGGGUGGAACUGUCUUAACUGCCCCACUCUGUGGUCUCCGAAGGCUCGUCUUCGUAUUUUGGUAUUUUUCUAAGGUAAUUAAUUUCUUCUUUGUGGCUUUGGCUUCUGCUGAUUAUGUUGAGAUGUUGAUGUGAUUUUAUGCAUUUGAUUGUUUGAAUAAAUUCUGGUUGAUUGUGAAGUUGAA